Messenger RNA from Eimeria mitis, 426 nucleotides. RefSeq lists its product as uncharacterized. The transcript has 2 exons. Lineage: Eukaryota; Apicomplexa; Conoidasida; Eucoccidiorida; Eimeriidae. The record is from RefSeq and is a predicted model, not a curated record. Bases 1 to 426 code for a protein of 141 amino acids.
AUGAGGAAUCCUUGCGAGGUGUACACACACAUGGCAAAGCAGAUUGAGCGUCACUGUGCAACAGCAGCAGCUGCCGCGCAAAGUCCAGCAGCAGAUAAGACCUCUGCUGAAGUCUCAGAGGCGCAGCGGUCUCGGUCAGAAGCACCACCACCAGCAAAGCUCGCAGCCGCAACAGCCUCAACGGCAGUAGCAGGACAAAAGAGCCCAAUAUGUGGAAAAGAUGUGCCACAAGAUGGGCCGGCCGGAUCUCCAGGCGAUACCGCUGAACAGACGCUGCAGUUUCUGCAUCAGAUCGUUCAGGCCCUCAGUAUCGAUCUCUUGAGUGCCAAGGCUUUGCGGCUCAGUGCCGUGGCAGCGGUGCGUUUUGUCGUUGCCUGUCGCGCAGAUGACAACAAGAUGUUUGAAACUUUACUGCCUACCUGGUAA